UUUUCUCAGUCCAUUCCCAGUGCUCGAUCGGUUAGCAUCUUUUCCACUGGACGGACACGUCUAUGUCCGCACUCAGAACAGAAGUCAUUAGUGUCGCACCCACUAACUGUGCUGUGUUAGCCGAAAAUUGCCCCCAGCAGAAAUAGGAUCCGACUUGAACGAGUAAGUAUAAGCCUAGCAACGGCUCGAUAACCAUGGGAUUCAACCGAAUAUUCGUAUUAUCUGCAUUGUGUGUAUUGUCGGCACAAGUUUUUGCCCAGCAAAAAGUGGAUGUCACUAAUCAGGAGAUUCGAGAUGCCAUUCUAUCGCUAGUGCACUCCUACAACCUUCUUGACAAUAAACUGGAACGGCACGAGCAGCGGGAGCGAUCCCUGGGCGAGCAGGUCAAAAAAGGUUUGAUAACGCUGCAAAAGAAUCAACGGAUAUUCGAACCACUCAAGGGCACCAUCUCAAGACUGGAGGAGCGAGUCAGUAGCAUCGAGACGGCACUCCUCAACCAAGAUGAGAACAACACGCUGCAGCAGAUGAGCGAGACUCUGGAGGGCGUUCUGCGCUGGCUGAAAGACAAUGUGCACGCGCUCGAAGCUAGGGCUCACGUGGAAACGAGACCGGAUGAGGAUACGGAGGGCCUUGGAGGAAAGAUUGAAGAGCUUACCGAAAGUAUUAGAGAGCUGCGGCGGGAGAUGGCAGAGCUGAAAUCGGACAGAGAUUCUAUUGAGCAAACCAAUCGUAGCCUGCUGGAGCACGCGGAGAAAUUGGCCAAGGCCAAACAAGGUUCAUCAGACGAAAUUCUUGGCAAGAUCGAGGAACGUCUUUCUUCCUACUACAACAACCCGGUGGUAAUCUCCCACUCGAACGAUGCCUUCGAGGAGAAGGUCAUCAAGCAGCUGGAAGCAAUUGAUACGAACGUAAAGGAAAGUCGUACGGCUCUGGCAUCGCCGGUUACUAUGCCUGCGUCUACCAUUGAUAAGGAAUUCGUACACGGUCUGAUCAACGAAACGCUGGAGGCAAUCGAAGAUAUGCGCCUUGAAGUGCUGACAGCUUCCGACAAGAGCUUCUCGAAGACGGCAACCCGCAUCAAGGAAAACAACGAGGUGCUGCAGUCUUCGGUCAAUGAAAUCCUGAAAACCUUGUCAGAAGAGAUCGUUGACACGGAAGCGUUCUUCUCCGGAACGAAGAAGGACAUUGGAUCGUUGAAGGACGAAAUCGCUGCAUUGAGUAGACUGGAGAAGUUCCUGCUGCAAACCGGCGAAAACGUUCUGGAUGCUAAGCGUGGCAUUGACUAUGGCAUCCACCAAAUUCUCCGGGAGGUUACGGAAGUUGUGAAGGCUAAUUCAAAGGAGCUGAACUCCACUGUUACGAAGCGAUUCGAUGAAAUCGGUGCCACAAUUUUGGACAAUCACAAUGGUGCUUUGAGCAACCUCAGCUCGAAGAUCGAAACCGAGAUCAGCCAGGUUUGGAGACAAAUUGGAAUUAUGUAUCAGGAAAUUUCCUCAAGUAAACAGGCUUUGGAUCGCCUGCAGCAGCAAACCGAAGCCUACGUCAACGGUACGUUGAUGACGAUGGACAGUAUGGAAGGAAAGGUAUCGCUGAUCACUGGACGCAUGUCGGAGGUGGACUCCAAUCUUAAUUACCUGCUGGGACGUCUAUCUCUGGUGACCCAGGAAUUCAAUCUAAUCAAGCGAGGACUCGGUCAAGCGCUGGAUGAAAUCAAGAGUAGCUUCAUGGAAGUGCAGGAACGCGUGAAAGGGCCCGGGCCGCAUAAAAUCUCCUCGGAAGAGGUGGAUGAUUUUAAUCAAGCUCCUCCGGCAAAGUGAACUUACUUAGAUCGGCGCAAUGCAUAGUAGAAUAGAAAGGAGUACCCUGUGUUUUAGUAGCUGGUAGGAAUGGAUGAUUAGUUCGUAAGACUGUGACCAGGUAACCAGUGUGCUUGAAGAUCAAGAGAUUGAUAACGUUUUAAAUAGUUUGAUCUGUUCGCAAAACGAUUAGCCUCUGGUUUUAUGUGUAUUGAAAAUGAUGAAUAAAGUAUUUUGAUAUCGCUUAGAA
Molecule: messenger RNA, 2046 nt
Organism: Armigeres subalbatus
Lineage: Eukaryota; Metazoa; Arthropoda; Insecta; Diptera; Culicidae
Exons: 6
Coding region: 195-1817 (540 amino acids)
Cellular component (GO): plasma membrane
Source: RefSeq, a predicted model, not a curated record